AUGGAUGUGGCUCUUCUUCUAGACUUCAUGACCGCCUCAAAUGAUGUCUUCGCAGCGAUGGAGAUGAGCCAAAAACAGUCACCGCCUGGUCUGUUCAAAAUCGCCAAAAACGAGCCGAGCAGCUCUUCGAAUUCGCAGCCAGGCACACCAGCGAUGAGUGAUCGAAGAGCGGUCCCAGCAUGCGCCAUUUGUGGUACCGAUUCCACAGGCAUUCAUUUUGGAGUGGACGCAUGUGCCGCAUGUUCGGCGUUCUUCCGGCGAACAGUCGUUCUGAAUAAGGAUUAUUCGUGUACGAAAGGAGGCAACUGUACGGUUGUCAAAGAUGGAUCAGCAGGCCAAAAGUGCAGAGCGUGUCGAUUUCGCAAGUGUAUCAAUUCGGGGAUGGACAAGAACUCUGUACAACAUCGUCGUGAUGCGAUCGGGAAGUAUUCGGCAGGUGUGAAACGAGAACUGAGUCCAGACAAUGAAUAUGAGCCGCCUUCGAAAUUAUCAACUAGCAGUGAGCCAAGUACAUCAGCAGGUUUUCCGAUCGGUGGAUCACCCCCUUCAAGAAUCCCACGUGUUCCGAGCACGAGUCGGGUGCCACCAUCACCAUGCUUCAACCCAUCGUGUGGACAGAAAUCUGUACUCCAUGAACUCAUAUGUCGACAGAAUUUUCUCGUCGAGCAGCGGCAAUUGUUUUACGCAGGAUGUCUAGGCGAUUGGUUUAGGAAACCGACUGCAGUAGAGAAUCAGACUCUCUCAGAGUUGACCGAUUUCUCGAACUGUAUGUUUCACUUGUGGAAGAUCGAACCGCGACUUGCCGCGGAUUUUAUGAAUCGUAAUCGAUAUUUGGAUCCGCUGCCAAUUGUCGAAAAAUUGAAAAUCUAUCGAAACUUUGUAAUCAUGAGACAAUCUGUGGAAGAACCCUAUUUAACCUGGAGACACGGUGGUCUCGAGAAGCGCUGGUUUGUGAUGCCGAACAAUACGUAUAUCGAUUUCACCGACGUUACCAAGUAUUUCACGAAUGGGGCUUUGAAAGAUCUCAAUCUAGACUGUGAAACAACAAAAAAUCUCUUCUUGCCGUCGUUCACCCAUGCAAUGGAUACGAUCGGACAAAAAAUGAAGAAUUUGAAUGUCUCGGAUACCGAGCUUACUGUAUUGUUGGGUCUGGUUCUACUGGAUCCUGGGAUUUAUGGGAUACAGGAAUCAACACGAAGAUUUCUGAAAGGUGUUCGUGAUCAGUUGAUUCAUGAUGUUUACAUGUAUUACGAAGAUGAAAUGGCUUCUGAAUACGACCCAGAAAUUCGGAUGGCUGACCUUUUCAUGCUUGUUGCAGCUAUUAAGAUUCACUCUAUCAAAACAUCUGAAAACAUGCAUAUGCUGCGAGUAUUCGAUUUGAUCCCUGCUGACGCUUGUUUCAAUCAAAUGCUGGAUGUGGAGAGCGUAAAUGUGUCUCCGGAUGGGAAGAGAGAUGCAGAAGCUGAACAGGGCCCGAUGCCAGUUUCUGUUCCAGAAGCAGCACGAGUAGAUUCUGCAUUUCCAUACGAUCAUGAUGAUGAAAGCCCACCUGUACUCGAAAGAAACUGUGAUGAGCCAAUUACGCCCUAA
Caenorhabditis briggsae is the source of this 1590-nucleotide messenger RNA. It is a transcript of the gene Cbr-nhr-66, whose product is annotated as Protein CBR-NHR-66. The transcript is spliced from 8 exons. NCBI's taxonomy places the organism in Eukaryota, Metazoa, Nematoda, Chromadorea, Rhabditida, Rhabditidae. Gene Ontology annotation, biological process: regulation of DNA-templated transcription. Gene Ontology annotation, molecular function: DNA-binding transcription factor activity; sequence-specific DNA binding; zinc ion binding. The record is from RefSeq and is a predicted model, not a curated record. The coding region runs from base 1 to 1590 and encodes 529 amino acids.